AUGGCGGGUUCACCUUCCUUUCCUGUUGAACCACCGGGGAAGACCGUCAGCAUCACUGUGCUGGAGGGCCAUGACUUGAAAGGCCUCAAAGGAGACAGUCCGGUUACAUUUGUGCGCAUUGAGUACAAUGGCUUCGUCCUUGGUGAUUCCCCCAAAAUGGAUGCCUCUGCGGAAGGAUACGUGAAGUAUAAUUUCACCACCUCUUUUGACAGCCAUCCUGAAGGGUUCCACACCUUGGAUGAUAUUGCCCAUAAACCUGUGAUAUUCACUGUGAUUGAAGUCUUGCCAAAGGAGAAGAAGCAAAAAGACGAAAAAGUGGUGUCCCUCGGACAGGCCGUGGCGGACCUUCUCCCUCUCCUGCAAGGAUUGUGUACAUUCAGUGCAACACUUCCCCUGUAUCCAUUGCCUGGUUCUCCUCUGGAGGCCCUCCGAGCAGAAACCAAGUGUUCCAUCGAUGUCUUAGUAUCUGUCCAGGAGAGCUUAUUGACUCAAAACCAGCUGUCCGAAGGCAACCUGCUGAGAGUGACCGUAGAAGCUCUCUAUUCUGCCCCCGAGGCAUUUCUCUUCACAGGCCCCCAAUAUAAUUACAUGCUUGGCUUCCAGGUGCCAGCAGUUGGUGAGAAAGAAUGUCCCUUCCUGUUCAAGAAUGGGACCCUGAAAGGUGGUGGUGAGAGAGAAGCUCUGCCUCGGCCCAAGAAGUGGCCAGUGGCCAACAUUUUAGCCCCUGCAGGACAGAACAUCCCAGAUGCUCUCAUUGUCGGUGGGGCCUUUGAGGAGGAAGAUGGAGAACUGAAUACUCCAGAGGGAGGUGGAACUAUUGGUGCAACAGAGGAGGAUCCAAUUUCCUUUCACGGCGUGGCUUAUGUCAGCUUAGUGCCGCUGCUGUAUCCUGGAGUGAAGCGGAUCCGCGGAGCGUUCCGAGUUUUUCCUUACCAUGACAGCGAAGUGUUUGAAAAGACCAAGUGCCUCUUCAGUCUUUUUCGCGACGUGGGCCAUCAGGCAGUCCUUAAUAAAUUUGGUCCCAUGGGAAUGUACAGUCCGCACACCAAAAGCAUCCUUGGGAAGAACAUGAAAGAUGACAAGCAAAGAGAACUAAUGCUGAGGAAGCCAUCCAAUAUUGUAAAAAAGGACACCUCCGAGAUCACAGUAGAGACUGCGGUAUCUGUAUGCCAGAACUUGGAAGGACAGCAAUAUGUAGACUGUGGAAGUUUCAUUGUGAUAGAGUUUACGCUGGAUAGAGCUUUAGUGCCCAAGCGUCUGCCAGAGGAACUUGCUAGCCGAGUGAAGGAGAUGAUUCCUCCACACCCACAACUCCCUCGAAGGACUGCAGGAGCCAUGAAGGCCGUAGAAGAUUACCACACGCAGAUCACCAGUAUUGCUGCAUCGAUCCUAGAUGAGUAUCACGAACUCUUUGGAAGGCAGGUGGUUGAAGGGCUUGUCGUUGAUUCUCAGACCCUGGAAGACCAGAAAUGUCAACUCAACUACGAGCUAAACACCUCAGGGAAAUAUUUUGCCUUUAAGGAGCAACUCAAGCACGCAGUUGUUAAAAUUGUGCGGGAGAAGUACUUGAAGACCACUGCCUUUGAAACUCUGGACCAACUCCAGGCUUUCCUCAGUGAGUUGUACGUCUACUUGAUGGAUCAGAUGCACGUUGCGCUGAAUCAGGUACUGUCCCUCCAGACGCCAAGUCCUCCUCCUCCCGUAUAUACCACCUUGGAGCAGCUCCAGCUCUUUGCUCGAGAGGCCCAGGUCAACGGUGACUACGGUUUGGCAUCAACUUACUAUCAGGAGAGGUUAUCUCGAAACCCCCAAGAUAGCCAGAGCUGGUUGGAUUAUGGAGCUUUCUGCCUGCUGACUGAAGACAACCUCAAGGCUCAGGAAUGUUUUCGUGAAGCUGUCGGCUUGGAUGCCAAUCACCUGCCCAGUGUCCUGUUGUGUGGGAUCCUGGCUGUGAUGCUGCAGAAUUAUGAGGAGGCUGAAGUCUUUUUUGAGGAUGCCACCUGUGUGGAGCCAAGCAGUGUCGUGGCCUGGACCAUGUUAGGACUCUUCUAUGAUAUCCAGGAAAACUAUAUUCGGGUCGAGAUGGCCUUCCGUGAGGCUACCAAGCUCCAGAAGGCCCACCUGCCCAAAGAGAAACCAAGUCCUCCGAGCAUAGAAGAAGUUGGAAAGAAAAGAACGUCACCACGGGCGCAGUCACUGGUUGGCCCAGAGGAGUCUGAAGAAUCUCCAGAAUCCGCAGCGAAAAUCCAAGCAGAAUCUUCGGAACCAGCCGGCUCGCUUCGUGCAACAGAAGAGGAUACCGUACAUAAACCGUUCAAGAGAUUGUCCGUUACACCCAGCAAAUUUAGGCUGAGCACUCAGAGAGAAAUGCCCAAGCCUGCUGCAGUUUCAUUUGAAUCAGCUAUUGUCCCCCAGCAAACCACCUCUAUUUUCAUGGAAACAAUAAAAUUCCUCUUGGAAGUCAGUGCUCUUCAGUUUGUUCACAGGGCCCUGGCACAUGAAUUGAUCUCUCCACAAGGAGGCCCCAGCUGUGAAUAUUACUUGGUGCUGGCCCAGACCUACAUGCUCAAGAAAGAAUACGACCAGUCAGAAGAGAGCUUGGAAAUGGCUAUGCAGAUUGAUUACCUGAAUCCAGAGGUUUGGGCUCAAAAAGGCCACCUCUUCUACUUGACCGGGAAUUUCAGCGACGCAAAGUCCUGCUACGAACGCACAAUCAGCUUUGUGACGGACGCGAAGGAUAUGCAUACGGUGUAUCUGCGAUUGGGAUCCAUCUAUCUGGAAGGCAAGGAGUAUGACAAAGCCAAGCACAUUUACCUUCUGGCCAGUAAGAAAUCACCUUCGUGUCUCACGUGGCUGGGAGUAGGAAUCGCUUGCUACAGGCUCAAAGAAAUGGUCGAGGCCGAGGAUGCUCUUUCCGAAGCCAACGCCCUCAACAACAGCAAUGCGGAAGUGUGGGCCUACCUGGCUUUGGUCUGCAUGAAGGGCGGAAGACAACUGGAGGCCGAACAAUCGUAUAAAUACGCUGUGAAGCUGGAGUUGGACAAUCCCGAUCUCCUGCAGGAGGUCAAGCAAGUCCAGUUAGAAGUUGGCUUUGGUGACCCCUCCUUCUGAUCUCCUCUGCGGCUACCGUUUAAGCAGGGACCACAUCUACCAUUUCACACUGCAGGGAGGCAGGCCAGGUUGCCAGAGGCUUGCCCAACCAUCAGCACAGAGG
Messenger RNA from Protobothrops mucrosquamatus (brown spotted pit viper), 3214 nucleotides. RefSeq names its product cilia and flagella associated protein 70 (gene CFAP70). Gene Ontology annotation, cellular component: extracellular exosome; motile cilium. Lineage: Eukaryota; Metazoa; Chordata; Lepidosauria; Squamata; Viperidae. Gene Ontology annotation, biological process: cilium movement; cilium assembly. Bases 1 to 3111 code for a protein of 1036 amino acids. The record is from RefSeq and is a predicted model, not a curated record. The transcript has 25 exons. Gene Ontology annotation, molecular function: protein binding.